AUGUUUUGGCCGCUGGUUAGCAGCGCGAUGGAGCAAGUCGUCAAAGAGAGGGUGCUCCCCGAAGUGAGGGCCAAGUUGCCGUCCUUCCUGCAGUCCAUGGACAUCCAGCCAUGUACUCUCGGCAAAACUCCUGCGAAGGUCAUUGACCUCAGGGUGCUCCCAAACGGACACACUGGCGCGCUUUUGGAUCUUGUGGUGGAUAUCGAGUACAUCGGGGAUGCCGACAUCAAGUUUGUCUUCCAAGGGGCAUCGUUGGGAGUUCGCGAGGUCAAGUUCGCGGCGCGCCUGUUUCUGAGUCUCCACCAUCUCUUGCCAGAGCCGCCUUUCCUCCAGGGUGCCUCGGUGCAUAUGGCGUCGCCCUGCCGGUUGUCCAUGGAUUGGACGGGGGUGGCUGAUUUUCUAGAUUAUGCCUUCUUCGAGGAUGUGAUACACACUGUGGUCAACGAUGCGCUGAAAGACUUGUUGGUCCUGCCUGCGCGUAUUCCCGUCCUGUUCGACAGCGCCCACAGGAUGAACAUCUUCGACAUGGUGCGCCCGAGGCCCCAGGGAUGUCUCCAAGUCACGGUCCUCGGGGCAUCUGGACUCGUGGGCAACGAGUACGAGCUCAAGACGCUCCUCACUGGCGAGCUGACCACGGACCUCCUCUUAUUUCGACCCCUUCGUCGAGAUCAGCAUCGGGGGCAUGACGUGGAGGUCGGCCUCGGUGCAGAACACCACCGAGCCUCGCUGGGAGGAGGACGGAUAACACCCAUUUCUUCCUCGUGGACGCCCCCGAGGAGCCGACGAAGAUGCACCUAA
This is a messenger RNA of Prorocentrum cordatum, 798 nucleotides long. The record is from the annotation of a GenBank genome assembly. Lineage: Eukaryota; Dinophyceae; Prorocentrales; Prorocentraceae.